This is a messenger RNA of Bathycoccus prasinos, 2253 nucleotides long. Its product is annotated as GTP-binding protein HflX. Gene Ontology annotation, molecular function: ribosome binding; GTP binding. The transcript has a single exon. The coding region runs from base 1 to 2253 and encodes 750 amino acids. Lineage: Eukaryota; Viridiplantae; Chlorophyta; Mamiellophyceae; Mamiellales; Bathycoccaceae. The record is from RefSeq and is a predicted model, not a curated record. Gene Ontology annotation, cellular component: cytoplasm.
AUGGCAUCGACGACGACGGUCACGACGACGACGACGAAGAGGUAUCAUCGUUAUUCGUUGAACGAUGAUUUCAGACGACGACGAAAAGGGCAAAAAGGACCACCAAAACGUGCCAAAGUGGGGCGUGUGCUCGGCGCAAAAGUGGUGUCGUCGGCAACGAAGAAGAACUGCGAGACGCACGAUGUGUCGACGGAUGAUGACGUAAACGACGUAGACGCGUUUUUAGAGGACGAGGACGAGUGGACGAAAGAAGAUGUGAACGAUACAAAAGAAGAUCGAGGAGAAGAGAGCGGUAGUAUCGGUGGUGACGAUGCGACGAAAACGAAGAGGAGUACUACUCGAGGAAGAACAACAACAACAACAACAACAUCAACGGAAGCGGUUGAGGAGGUGAAAGAAGAGGCGAAAGACGAGUACGAAAAUUUAACGUGGGAGGAAAUCAUCGAGAGAGAAUACGGAGGAGGGACGCAAAAAUCGUCGAUGGUGUCUCCGUUAGCGUCUCGCUCUACCUCUCGCAGAUACGAUUUAGGUGGUCGCGAUGGUUCGCGCAACGACGACGACGACGACUCGAAGGAUUACUGGGAGACGCGGAUGCAACCGCUGCGCUGCGUGGUCGUUGGCGUCGGGAAGAAAGGGCGCCCCGAGUUUAAGAAGAACGAGAAGAAGAACGCAGACGCGACAUUCUCCGUGGACGAUUCUUUGAGCGAGUUGGAGAGGUUGUGCGAUGCGGCUGGGUUGGUUGUGGUGGGGAGGGUGACGCAGAAUUUACGAACGCCAAACGCGAGAACGUUUUUAGGAAGAGGGAAAAUUAGCGAGUUACGAGAGGUUUGCGGCGUGGAGAGUCCGAAUGUCGUCGCUGAAGGGAAGAAGAUGAAGUUGAAUGAGAAAGAAGAAUACGGUGAUAAUAACGAGGACGAAGGUGGGAGUUUUGAUUGGGACGAAAGCGAGGACGAAGACGAGGAAUGGGAGGAGGAGGAGGAGGAGGAAGACGACAGCUCCGGGAGUUCGUUUGAAAUGUAUUACAAGGACUACGGCGACGAUGAUGAUUAUGGCGGCGGCGACGACGACGACGACGACGAAAUCUUUGCGUUUAAACGCAAACAGUUUGCAGAUUUAGUCGUUUUUGACGACGAGUUAACCCCGAAGCAAGGCGUAAACAUAGAGAAAGCCUUGGGCGAUAAGCUUCGCGUGUGCGAUCGAACGGCUUUGAUUUUGGAUAUCUUCUCUCAACGCGCGAGAACGGCGGAAGGCGCCAUGCAAGUAGAAAUCGGCCAAUUGGAGUACCAGUUACCGAGAAUUACCAAGUUAUGGACGCAUUUGGAGCGUCAAUCCGGGAGUGGUAACGUAAAAGGUAUGGGCGAGAAGCAAAUUGAAAUCGAUAAGCGUUUGUUAAAGGACAAAAUCUCGCAGUUGAGAAAAAAAUUGCGCUCGGUGAAAACCUCUCGCGACCAGAGGAGAGACCAAAACAGAGAUAAGAACGGAGCGCCGAUCGCACCAACCAUUGCUUUAGCUGGUUAUACCAACGCUGGAAAGUCAAGCUUGAUGAAUGCGUUAUGCGGUGACGACCACGCGCGGGUUCAAGAUGAACUCUUUCACACGCUCGACCCGCUCACGCGUCGAUUGAACUUGCCGUCUGGAGGGAACUGUCGAGUCGUCGAUACGGUUGGAUUUAUUCAAAAGCUACCGACACAACUCGUGGCUGCGUUUCGAGCAACGUUAGAGGAAGUCGCAGAGGCGAAUUUAGUCUUGCACGUCAUCGAUAUUUCCUCAGAGUUAGCCACGGCGCAAAUGGCGGCGGUGGAUGAAACCUUGGAGGUUUUGCUUCGCGAACGAAACGAGAAAGAUGGAUCUUCUGUGUUUGAAAUGCCAACCCAGAUUUCCGUUUGGAACAAACUCGACAACUUAUCCGAAUAUCAACGUCAAGACGUCGAAGAAGCCGCGAAGAGAAUCAACUCGAAGAAUAAAAGUAACAAAGUCUUCAUCGUCUCCGCUCGAACCGGCGAAGGCUUGGACGAAUUGCGCAAAGGCUUAGAAUCCGUCUUGGCAGAGAAAACGUUACGAAGAGUCGAACUGCGCGUUCCUUUCAGCGAGAGCGGUAAACUCAUUGGAGAAUUCCGUAAAGUUGGCGUCGUCGAACGCGAAGAGUGGGACGAAGAGAACGCUUUAAUUGUCGCGUUAGUACCGAUUUCCAUGAGCGAAAGAGCCGACGUGGUGGGGUACUACUCUUCUUGGGUGUCCUCGUUUUCCGCGUGA